Molecule: messenger RNA, 1773 nt
Organism: Phragmites australis (common reed)
Lineage: Eukaryota; Viridiplantae; Streptophyta; Magnoliopsida; Poales; Poaceae
Product: beta-hexosaminidase 3-like
Exons: 14
Coding region: 1-1593 (530 amino acids)
Biological process (GO): glycosaminoglycan metabolic process; carbohydrate metabolic process
Cellular component (GO): membrane
Molecular function (GO): beta-N-acetylhexosaminidase activity
Source: RefSeq, a predicted model, not a curated record
AUGGCGCCGGCACCACUGGAGUUGCUGCCGAUGCUGGUGCUGCUCAUGGUGGUCGUCGGGCCAUGCGCCGGCGCCGGAGACGGAGCCGGGCGCAUCGAAAUGUGGCCAAUGCCGGCGUCUGUGAGCCGCGGCGCGCAGACGCUCUUCGUCAGCAAGGACCUCAAGCUGUCGACGGUGGGGAGCAACUACUCCGACGGUAAGAGUAUCUUGAAGGACGCAUUCCAGAGGAUGGUGGCGGUUGUGGAGCUGGACCAUGUCAUCAAUGGGAGCUACCAGGGUGCACCCGUGCUCACCGGCGUGAACGUCGUUGUUCGUUGGACGAACGAUGAGCUCAACUUCGAGGUGGAUGAAUCGUACAAGUUGUCUGUGCCUGCAACUGGAAAUCCGUUGUAUGCCCAAAUUGAGGCUCAAACAAUUUAUGGAGCACUUCAUGCCUUGGAGACCUUUAGCCAAUUGUGUAACUUUGAUUUCAAUGCAAGGCUAAUUGAACUUCAUUCGGCUCCUUGGACUAUCCUGGACACGCCCAGAUUUCCUUACCGAGGGCUUCUUAUUGAUACUUCAAGGCAUUAUCUUCCUGUCCCAGUAAUAAAAAGUGUAAUUGAUUCAAUGACCUUCAGUAAGUUGAACAUUCUUCAUUGGCAUAUCGUGGAUGAGCAGUCAUUUCCUCUUGAAAUACCUUCAUACCCAAAAUUAUGGAAUGGCGCAUACUCUUAUUCAGAGAGAUAUACAAUGGAUGAUGCUAUCGACAUUGUUCAGUACGCUGAAAAACGAGGUGUGAAUGUCUUGGCUGAGAUCGAUGUACCUGGUCAUGCUCUCUCAUGGGGUGUCGGAUAUCCAUCAUUGUGGCCAUCAGCUACAUGUAAAGAACCACUUGAUGUCAGCAGCGACUUUACAUUCCAAGUGAUUGAUGGAAUUCUUUCAGAUUUCAGCAAGGUUUUUAAGUUCAAGUUUGUCCACUUGGGAGGUGAUGAAGUCAACACAGGUUGCUGGACUACCACACCACGCAUUAAAUCAUGGUUGAUUCAGCAUGGUAUGAACGAGUCUGAUGCCUACAGAUAUUUUGUACUGAAAGCUCAAAAGAUAGCAAUAUCACACGGUUAUGACAUCAUUAACUGGGAAGAAACAUUUAACAACUUUGGAGACAAGUUGGAUCGUAAAACUGUGGUGCAUAACUGGCUUGGAAGUGGAGUUGCGGAGAAAGUGGUUGCUGCUGGUCUGAGAUGCAUUGUAAGCAACCAGGAUAAGUGGUACCUAGAUCACUUGGAUGCUACAUGGGAGGGAUUUUACAUGAAUGAACCACUGACAAACAUCUACAACCCGGAACAACAGAGUUUGGUUCUUGGCGGUGAGGUAUGCAUGUGGGGUGAACACAUAGAUGCAUCAGACAUUCAGCAAACCAUUUGGCCACGUGCUGCAGCAGCUGCAGAGCGGUUGUGGACACCCAUUGAGAAGGUUGCGAAGGACACAAGAUCGGUCACUGCGAGAUUGGCACGCUUCAGGUGCUUGCUGAAUCAAAGAGGGGUUGCUGCUGCACCGCUAGCUGGUUAUGGCCGUUCAGCGCCAUCAGAACCAGGUUCCUGUAUAAGGCAGUAGGACUUUCAUAUCAGGUACAUAAUAUUCAUAAAAGAAAUAAACACCAUUCCAGGCAUCGUUUUUUACAGCUUUGAGCAAUUAAGAAGAGCUCAGAUCAAUGUAAGGCAAGAAGUUGUGUGGGCCAACAUAAUAUUUCAAUAAUAUUCUAUUUUUGAUGUGGUAAUUGUAUUCAUGUGGAGA